This is a messenger RNA of Recurvomyces mirabilis, 1149 nucleotides long. RefSeq lists its product as uncharacterized. The transcript is spliced from 2 exons. The record is from RefSeq and is a predicted model, not a curated record. The coding region runs from base 1 to 1149 and encodes 382 amino acids. Gene Ontology annotation, molecular function: copper ion binding; oxidoreductase activity. NCBI's taxonomy places the organism in Eukaryota, Fungi, Ascomycota, Dothideomycetes, Mycosphaerellales, Teratosphaeriaceae.
AUGCAACCGUAUCAAGCCUACACUUUCGACGAUGGAGCCAAAGGCCAUGAAACUAUGCCCACACAGACGACCAGUGGCGAGUAUCAGCAGCUGCUCACAUGUGACUUUCAGCCCCCGAACCCUCAAAUUCUAGCGCAGGCGCAACCACAACCGCAAGGCUACCAUCAACAGACCAUUGCAUCGUUGCUGCUGUCGCAAACAUUUGCAUCGGAGCCGUCCCUUGAACCUAUUCGAGCUCAGAUUCUGUCCCCUCAGAUGCAGACACAGACGGUGCAAGUGUCUUCUUCGCUCUGUUGGAGCGGCUGUAAGAACCUAAGGAGCCUCCGGUGCGAGCAGACAUCGCAACCAUCGCGCAGGCGGAGCCACCCCAAGGCCUUUGGGUACGACUGUUCUCAUCCGCAGCAACUUCAGGCAGAUGUUGGCAGUGCUGGUACUGCGAUUCCUGACGAGCUCACACCACUUUCUCAAUAUGUUCAAUUGCAACCUGGUGCUCUUUCUCAUCACGUCCGAUCUCAGUGUGCGUUUCCGCAGCAUGCGAAACCAGGACAGGUGUUCCCCACCUUACCUUCACAAUCACAGUAUCACCACCAUAGUCUGCCCUACCUGCCGCGUGCCCGGAAAGCGCAGCGCGCACGGUACGGCGAGGAUACUUCAUCUGCCGAAGAGGAUGGCCCUCCAAGUGUAGUCGGGCAGCCUGGCAUGCCCGAUGCAGCCGCCCUGCAGAAGGCCCCGAAGCUGAAGUUUACUUCCAAAGAUGAUGCGCUCCUCGUCGAGCUCAAAGAGACGAAGCAUCUCGAAUGGAAGCAAAUCGCCGAUUUCUUCCCCGGUCGCAGCUCUGGUACCCUACAAACACCUCGACGGUCGGCUCGAACAAAGUCACGAAGAGGCAAGCUAGACCCGAUUUUCCGCGGCGCAACAUGGGACGGCAGCGUCGUCAAUCCAACCAACCCCAUGCGCCGCGACACCGUUCUCAUUCCGCCCUAUGGCUUCACCGCAAUACAGUUCGAGCUCGACGACCCCGGCGUCUGGCCUUUCCACUGUCACCUCGCCCGGCACCUGAGCGGCGGUCACGGCAUGAACAUCGCCUACAAAUACGACGAGAUUCUCCCGAUACCUAACGGUCUUAUUGACGAGGCGUGUGUUAAUUAA